AGUGAAGAGUGGCUACGUAUUGGAUUUCGCCAGCGAAGUCAAACUGCUGCGCGUACUACAGCGUGUCAAAGCUGAAAUCCCCAUGACCUUAUCCAUCACGUACUGCGGCGCUCGUGCUGUCCCAAAAGGAAGUACGCCGGAUGCCGUCACCGAGGACAUUGUCAAUCAUGAUCUGCCCGAGUUGCGACGCAUGGUCAACCAGGGCGAACUGUCCAUUGACAAUGUGGAUAUUUUCUGUGAGAAAAACGUCUUCUCGGUGGAACUUACGCGGCGUAUUCUGGAGAAGGCGCGCUCCUUGGAUUUUCACGGAAAUUUUCAUGCGGAAGAGCUCUCGUAUUUGGGCGGCACCGAGAUAGGCGUGGCAGUGGGUGCGCGGGCCAUUUCCCACCUGGAGCACAUCAGCGAGGCCGCCAUGCAGCGCAUGACCGACGCCAACUGCGUGGCCGUUCUGCUGCCCACCACCGCCUUCCUCAUGCGUCUGGUGCCGCCGCCCGUUCGCGCCAUGAUCGACGCCGGCGUCCCCGUUGCACUGGGCACGGAUUUCAAUCCCAACGCCUACUGCACAUCCUUGCCGCUUGUGAUGCAUCUGGCGGCCGUGACCUUUCACAUGUCCCUCUCGGCAGUGCUCGUUGCAUCAACGCUGAAUGCGGCCGCUUCGCUGGGACUGUCGCACUCGCACGGAUCCCUGGAGACCGGGAAGUGUGCCGAUUUAAUGCUGAUCCGGGCGCCACGAUGGGAGCAUCUGGUGUAUCAGUUGGGCAAUGCCAGCCUGAAUCAGUUGGGCAAUGCCAGCCUGAUUCGCGCUGUUAUCAAAAAUGGCAGUAUUGUGUAUGGACGUUAA
Paramacrobiotus metropolitanus is the source of this 841-nucleotide messenger RNA. RefSeq names its product probable imidazolonepropionase. The record is from RefSeq and is a predicted model, not a curated record. Gene Ontology annotation, cellular component: cytoplasm. Lineage: Eukaryota; Metazoa; Tardigrada; Eutardigrada; Parachela; Macrobiotidae. Gene Ontology annotation, molecular function: imidazolonepropionase activity.